Molecule: messenger RNA, 2073 nt
Organism: Glycine soja
Lineage: Eukaryota; Viridiplantae; Streptophyta; Magnoliopsida; Fabales; Fabaceae
Exons: 4
Coding region: 79-1776 (565 amino acids)
Source: RefSeq, a predicted model, not a curated record
CUAAUCACCACCCAACCAAACCAUUUUGAACACACAAACACAGACACAAAACUCUCCUUCUCCAUUCUCUUCUCUUCCAUGGCGUCCCUGACCCCAGGCGUUCUCUCGAAGCUACUCGACAACGCCGGCUCGAAGGUAACCGCCCCGCACCGGCAAGCCCUUCUUCAGGUGACGGAGAUCGUGCCGCGCCUCUCCUCAACCUCCCCAUUACAAAGCCGCGGCUACUUCCUCAAACUCUCGGACUCUCUUCACUCCGCCUACGUCUCCGUCCCCGACGCCGACGCCGACCUCAUCUCCGCCGGCAAGCUCAACCUCGGCCAGUUCGUCUACGUCACCCGCCUCGACGCCGCCUCCCCCGUCCCCCUCGUCCGCGGCCUCAACCCCCUCCCCAAGCGGAGACCCUGCGUCGGGAACCCCAUUGAGUUGGUACCAAGUGAGAGGCUUCGCGUUACCACCACCACCACCAAGAAGAAGAAGAAGAAGAAAGUAGAGGUUGUUAAGAGAGGGAAGGGUUCUCCCGAAUGGAAGAAGGAGAAGGGGUUGGAGAUGAUGAGGAGGUUGAGUUUGGAUUCUUCUAGAAGGGUUUGGGAUCAUAGUCCGGUUUAUGAAGGGAUAACUGCUUCUGCUUCUAACAAACUCAAGGCCAAGAAAUCUAACCCCACUUCGCCUAACGAGAUAGACAAGAAGGUUUUUUCUGUCAAACCAGAUUCUCCACUAAAAUCGCCAACAUCAAGUAUCUCACCCUUGAAGAAUAAAAACGAGAACCUUUGUCCAAAAUCAUUGACAAGCACACCCUGUGGUGGCACUGUUCAUAGCCAACUUGUUAAAGUGCCACUCAAUUGCAAGAGUUGGCGGCAUGAUACUCCUGCAUGUUGUGAAGAUGUCUCAUCCCCCAUGUGUGAUCUUGGAAAACAAGUUGUAGCUCAUAGAAAUGUUGCUUUUUUGGCAGCUGUGCGGUCUCUUGAAGAAGCAUCAGCUACAGAUACUGUGAUCCGAUGCAUGUGCAUGUAUGCAGAACUUUGCCAGUCUGGUCAAACACAUUCUCCUGGAUCACUUGUGAAGCAGUUUUUGGAGCUUCACCUGAGUUUGCAGAGAGUAACAGUGCUGAUUGAUUUGUUACUUAACCCAUUUCCUGAAACAAAGUCAAGCAGCCACUCUACCCUACAGUGUCUAACAGAAGAUGCAUGCAAAGUUCCCGCUCGGAAGAAUGCUAUAUCUUGGGUACAAGCUGCCAUAGGUACCAAUCUUUCCAAAUUCAAUCUAUUCAAAACACAGGCAAAAAGUGAGGUUCUAAAUGGCGAGAAAUGUCAUUAUGUUGUCAUUGAGAAUUCUCCUGAGGACAUCAAUACCGAGAAUUCACCUGCUCAAAACAAGCAAAAUCGUGUAACUCAAGCAAACCACUUGCCAAAUUCAACUGCUAAAAAACUUCCUUCUUCAAAGCGGAAUCUCUUGGCAGCCAAGAACAAGGAUGCUGACAAACAUGAUCGAUCAAAAGAAAUCGAAUUAAAAGAGGUUGCGAGUUUGGCAGAAAAACUGCUUGAGGCAUCUAGCGAAUGGUUCCUGAAGUACUUGGAGGAGUCUCUGAGUAAUGAAUAUGGGUUGAAAAAUGAAGGGAACAUUGAAAUUGCAAGUCUUCUUGGCCAGCUCAAACAGGUGAAUCACUGGUUAGAUAAUUUGGCUGGUGGAGAUAAGGUUGAUCACAGGGUAGAGAAGCUAAGGAAAAAUUUGUACCGGUUUCUACUUGAGCAUGUUAAUUCUGCCGUUACUUGUAAUUAGAGCAAAUGUAGAAGAACUACCAGAGCUAACAACUGACUAUGCAUUGGACAGCUGACAGUGGUAUUGCAGUGAAUAUUUGAAGUUUAAACAGCUCGUUUUGGUCUUGGUGUAACCACUUAACAUAGGAUCUUACAUGUACCUUGUAUAAUUUAAUUUAAUCUUACUGUCACUGAAUGAAGUUAUGCCCAAGAUUUUACAAUUUUGAGCUGUAUUCUAUUGAUAUGGAUAUGUUAUUACUGACAGUAAAUUUUAUAGUUUAUAUUCAUUUUGGAUUAACCUUGGGAGAUCCCAGUUCAA